GAAUCACAAGAGAGCCAAGUUUUAUUUCAAAAAGAAGAGUCCCUUAUCAUGACGCACAGAUUUCAAAAUCUCUUGAGUGGAAUGGAGCGAUCUCAGAGAACGAUGUGGUUGUAUCCCCAAAACCUGAAGCCCCAGAAAUAACAGAAUCACAGGAGGCAGAACAAAAAGAUGAUGUUAACCAAGAAAAUGUUCUUGCACUAGAAGCCUCCAGGGUUCCCAAAAGAACCAGAUCUCACUCUACAGACUCCAGAGCUGAAGGGGCUUCAGAUAUUGUGGAAAAUGAUGCGGAUAUAAUAGCAAACCAUAUACCAGUUAAUGAAAAUGAGGACCUGCAGCAUUCUACCAAGCUGCAUUCAGAAAAUGUAGAUAACGGGUUGGAUAGAGUUCUUCGGAAGAGAGCAGGAUUGACCGUUGUUCCUUCACGUGAUGUCUUGAGGAAUUCUGAAUAUCAAAGGCAGUUUGUUUGGAAGACCCCUAAAGAAACUGCUCCAGUUUUUGCAGCCAAUCAGGUUUUCCACAAUAAAAGCAAAUUUGUUCCACAAUUCAAAGGUAACUCAAUCAUCCAUGAAACUGAAUACAGAAGAAAUUUCAAGGGUUUAUCUCCAGUGAAAGAACCAAAAUUAAGAAAUGAUUUGAAAGAGAACGGAAAUUUUGAAGCAGUAUCUCCUGAAAAGAAGUAUAAUAAAACAGAUGACCCUUUAAAAUUAGAAGCAGAGAUGGAAUCAAAAGAGUCAAACCAGCCUAAAAAGAAGCUUACGACUUGGAGACAUCAAAGGCUUGGGAAGGUGAAUUCUGAAUAUAGGGCAAAAUUUCUGAGCCCAGCCCAGUAUUUAUAUAAAGCCGGGGCUUGGACCCGUGUGAAGGAAAACAUACCGGAUCAGGCUUCUCUAAAUGCCAUGUGGUAUGCGGAGGUUAAAGAACUCCGAGAGAAGGCUGAGUUUUAUAGGAAACGAGUUCAAGGAACACAUUUUUCUCGGGACCAUCUGAAUCAGAUUCUGUCUGACAACAACUGCUGUUGGGAUGUCUCCUCCACCACAAGCUCAGAAGGAACCAUUAGUAGUAACAUUAGAGCUCUAGAUCUUGCUGGAGAUCCUACAAGCCAUAAGACUUUGCAGAAAUGUCCUUCUACAACACUGGAAGAAAAAAGGCCUGUCUUGGAAGAGCAGCCGCAGAAAAAUACCACAGAGAAAUUGGGCACGUCAAAUGCUCCCACCGUACCUGUUAGAAGGCGCCUGGCGUGGGAUGAAGAGAACCCCAAUGAAGGCACGCAGAAACAGCCGAGAGAGGAGAGGGAGGAGGAGGAGGAGAAAACAGAAAAGGACAAGCAGGUUCAUAUGGGAGAGCUGGAGAAGUUGGAAGUACAUGAAAAAUCUAAGGCAGACAAGAUAAAAGAAGGGUCAGAUUCUUCUUCUGUAUCUUCUGGAAAAGGAGGCCGGCUUCCUACUCCAAAGCUAAGAGAACUUGGUGGAAUCCAAAGGACUCAUCACGAUCUCACCACUCCAGCUGUUGGUGGUGCUGUUUUAGUGUCUCCAUCUAAAGUGAGGCUCCCAGUCCCAGAGCAGAGGAAAAGAAUGUCUUCUCAGGAUGGCUUAGAAACUGCAAAGAAUGAUUUUAGGAAGAAAGAAAGUCACGCUAUAUCCCUCCUGACUUCUCCAGCUGCUGGUAUAAAAACAGUUGAUCCUCUGCCUUUGAGGGAAGAUUCUGAAACCAAUAUCCCCAAAUUUGCUGAGGUAACUCUUCCAGUUUCAAAAAUUCCAGAAUAUCCAACAAACACACCUGGGCAGUCUCCUUCUCCACCCUGUGCUCCAUCCUACUGGCAUCCCUCCCGUCGAAUUCAGGGCUCUCUGAGAGAUCCAGAAUUUCAGCAUAAUGGUAAUUAUUUUGGUUUUAAUUUUUUGUCUUUUGAAAUGAAAGUGUAUACUGAUGGGUACAAAGGCUUAAGUAAGUACUCUAUGUUAAUAAAUUAUGUUACCUAGUAUUUUAGUUAAUGUAACAGGGGAUUUCUUUAAAUGGGAAAAGUCUCACUCAUCUCUCUGGAACACUCAGCUGUGCUAUAACCCCAGUUUACUUCUGUAUAAGUGUGAGCUUCCUUCCUUCCUUCCUUCCUUCCUUC
Molecule: messenger RNA, 2113 nt
Organism: Leptonychotes weddellii (Weddell seal)
Lineage: Eukaryota; Metazoa; Chordata; Mammalia; Carnivora; Phocidae
Source: RefSeq, a predicted model, not a curated record